AUGAUGGAGAGUAAGCUAGAUAUAGCCAACGGUUUCCACCAGCGUCCUAAAGAAGAUGUGCAGGCUUUUUGGAAAGAGGUUUGGAUUGACUGGAAGGGCUAUAUCAAACGCAAGCUAACUAGCAAUAAGAAGGAAAUGAUGAGCACAGGGGGAGGGCAAUGUCGUUUACAACGUAUAAGUCCACUUGAGGAGAAAAUUGUGCGCUUAACGGGGUUGGAAAGGAGUACAAGUGGAAUAAAGAAUACGUACGAUUGUGGCGAUAGCACACAAGACGCAGCUCGAACCUCCGAAAUGGACAUUUCGACACAUUCAGACGAU
This is a messenger RNA of Bactrocera tryoni, 318 nucleotides long. RefSeq lists its product as uncharacterized. The transcript is spliced from 2 exons. The annotation marks the transcript as partial. The record is from RefSeq and is a predicted model, not a curated record. NCBI's taxonomy places the organism in Eukaryota, Metazoa, Arthropoda, Insecta, Diptera, Tephritidae.